UAAUCCCCAGUCGGCCAGCAGCAUUUUAGCAGUAGAACACACUUAACCAGUAGUGUCGGUGCAGCUCUAACACACAUUCAUAUAUAUAUAUAUAUAAAUAUAAAUAAAUAUAUUAUAUAUCAUAUUAUUAUACAUUAUUAACUUAUAAUAUAUAAUUUUUUUUGUAAAAAAAAAAAAAUAUUAAUAAUAAUUUAGCUGACCUAUUUUCGUUACUGUUUUCCACAAUACAUUACUAUAAAAUAUAAUAAUAUACAUCGAGUUCAUCAUGCGAUACAAUUCACGUGCUUAGCAUAAAAUCGUUGUCGUGUCUUCUCUCUCCUGCGAGGAUUACGCGUCGUUUUCAAAUUCGUACGUAAAACAAAUUACAAUUGACGCUAUAACGAUCCGAUUAAAUACCACACAACACAUUGUUAUAAACGCAUAAUAUUAUACUAGUAUUGUUGUUGUUAUUAUUAUAACUGUCGUCAUCCACUCCCGCCUUAUAUUGUAAUAAUUAUACAUAUUUUUAGUCGUAUCGUAGAUGACAUAAACUGUAUAGUAUUAACAAUAAAAGUAUCAAUAUAAUAAAAUUUAAUUACAUAAUACAUAGAGUACCUCGAUUAGUGACACUCAUCAAUAUAAGUAAAUAAGCCGCGCGAAAGAAGCUGAUAUAUCCGCUACGAUAGUGCCGUAGGUAAAGCUUGCCGUCUAAGUCGUUCAAACAGCUUUCAAAAUUAACCGUUCACGAGAAAGGGGUAUGGGCAAAGGAGAUAAAAAACCAACGUCCCAGAAUAGCGUUCUUCCAUACACUGUACGGAGUUGAAGGGAUCACCAAAAUAAAUAAUGGAAUCCUCGGCAAUACUCCAGUUGCAUUACCUACUUUUCAGAAUUAGAAGACUAGCUGGCUCGAAUAUUGUGGGCAAGUUUACUCAGAGUGUCAGGCGAAUAGUACAAGACGUCAAGGACGAAGGCACCGCCAGUGGCCAGACCAAAGAAGAAGUAAUAGAAACAAAUGAAAGAUUGAGAGCUGUACGAAUUCGUUUGGAAGAAUCCUAUGAUACGGCUAAAAAGUCACUCAUUACACUAAUGACUAAGUAUACAGAGAGUAAGUCAACACGAAAUGUCUUCCAAAGGUAUAAUCUCCUGAAGGCCAUGAUUAAGGAAGUUAUCCGGUUGGAAACACAAUAUUGGACGCUGGUAGAGAUACCCAAACAAGAGAAACAAGAGACGGUACCGUCAUUCGUGCUCAGGGCGUGUGGAAUUGUGGAAAAAUCUCAAAAGUCGGGUGAAGGUGUCAAGUCUACGGCUAAAAUAGCUGAAGACGACGAAAAGAAACGAGAACGCAUUGAUAGACUUUGCGACAUGACGACGGCUCAAAUUGAAGCAGAGAAUACACAAAUGACUAACGACCUUUACCGAUUGUUAAAGAAAUACACAGGCCUAAGAAAUCUUAUAAGAGAACUCAAGGUAGAAUAUGUCAACUCAAAAGUGUACCCGAUAUUUCCACGCUACAAUAUACUGAAAGACUUAAUAAAGGACAUCAUGCAUCAUCAGGAAUACAUGGAAGUUUGCCACGAAGUUGAUGCCGUGUAACGCGGGACGAAGAAGGACGACGCACAAUUUUUUUUUUUUAUACGCACACAUAUAAAUUAAAUACAAAAAAUGAACGAACACACGGCAUUUAUUUGAAUUUAUGACCGACGAACAAAAUAAAAUCGGAGCGUUGUGUACUAGUGUCUAAUAUAUUUUCGUGUGUAAAUGUGAGCAAGUGAGUGGUAUAAUUUGUAUAUGUGCAUGAGAGUGAGUGCGUGUGUGUGCGUGUGUAUUGUGUGUGUGUGUGUGUGUGUGUGUGUGUGUGUGUGUGUGUGUGUGUGUGUGUGUGUGUGUGCGUGCGUGCGUGUGUGAGUGUGUGAGUGUGCGUGUAUGUGCGAGUGAAUGUGUCUUUUUUUUAUCUGAAUCGUGCCAAGUUACAUUUUUCCUGCGUACUUUUCGUUAUUUAAAUAAUAAUAUUAUGUUUCCACGAAAAUUUGAAGAUACCUAUGGGUAUCGUCACGUUUGCUUUUAUCGCAUUUUACCAUUAUCGACGGGAAAGUUCGAUGUCUCAUUUUCGUUAUUUUCCCCGAGAAAAACCAGUCUUACGACGUUUUUCCAUAUUAUUUCCCUUUCCGUCACUGCUAUAUUCUAUUAUAUAUUCAUCAGCUGAUAUCCGAAUAAUAUUAAUAUUAUUUACGCUAUGUUUAAGUCGAUAUAAAAUAUUAUGCCUACUUAUAAUGAUGACUAAUUACUUAUACGCGAUAUAUUAUAUUAUAUUAAUUAAUCAUGUAAUUACAUUAUAUUUAAUUAAUUUAAAAUUUAAAAUUGAUAAAAAAAAAAUUGAAUUUUUGAAGAAAAAAAACUUAAGUCUGUUAUAUACAAUCGUAUAUAUACCGUGUAAACUCGAAGGCGUUUCGUGGUGUAAUCAUAUAUAUUAUAAUAUAUUAUAAGGACAAUUUUUUUUUUUUUGGAAAACGAAAAAACGCUUAAUCAUAAUAUUAUGUAAUAAUAAUAAUAAUAUAUACCUACUAUAAUACUAUGUUGUGAUCUUCCGUACCCCGUCGGACGUUUAGAAUAUUUUAUACGCAUCACGCAUGGAUUAUGACAUUGUACUGCGCGCAGUUAUUGAUAAUAAUUCGGCGGCGAGGAGACGUGAACGUACAGGCUUAAUACGAUGAUUAGAACAGGCUUCCCCGCGUGUCCCCUGUAAAUAUAUAUUGUAAGAAAAACAAAUAAAAUCAAGCGCGUUUUUAAAUAUUAUUACAUGCUUGAUCCGUGCCCCGGAAUCGUGUGGUAUGCACGUGAUCGUUAUACGGACAAUAUUACUAAUAUGCCUAUAGUGAGCUCCAUAACAAUAAUAGUAUUCGAGUCAGUGACGCAAACCAGAUAUUAACGAGGGGGGCUCGAUCGCACCAUACCUCAUCGAUAACAAUGUUUCUUCCGGCGGACACACGUCAACGGUUACGAUUUUGUUUACGAACUUACUGUGUCGCACACGUCAGGAGCAGCGGAGUAGGCCACUAAACUUGCACCGAAAACCCUGUCCGCUGUGUUUGUACAACAGUGACCGUGUCGAAUUGAAUCCACGAUUUGUUAAACAUGCGUUCGAUAUACAUUAUUUUAUUUUGUGCUGUUGUAGCCAGUUGGUUUUUUUCUUUCUUUCUUUCUCCCGUUCUUUUUAUAUCGGUGAUAUUUUGUGCAUGUGCCAUUUCAACUAUAUAUGCCUAGGUAUUAUAUUAAUAAGUUUACAACAAAUUUCGUAAAAAAAACGAAACAAUUGACAAACUUGCAAAACGCAUUAGAUGAACUUAUAAAACAUAUGAAAAAAACCUACUUAAAAAAAAAUAUAUCAUCAUUUUAUACAUUUACUUACUUCCUUUAUUCAUUCAUAGGUAUUUUGCAAAUAGGUAUGUAUAAUUUAUUUGAUUUACCACAAAAAUAAAAUUGUAUUGUUUUAUCAUAAAUUUAUUGAUAUGAUAUUAAUCGUACUAUAUUUAAGUGUUACCCAAUUUUACGAAUACAAUACUAUAUGAUAAUAUAUUAUAUAUAAAUUGUAUACAUAAAGUGACAUAUUUAUGACACUCAUCACAAAUAGUUGGUAAUUUUUCUAUUAGUUGUUGUUCAUAUCAAAUUUAAUUAUAACCGUAUUGCCAUUUAAAGAGCUCAAUUUACCUUCUUUCCCACUUAAAAUAAUUUCCUAUUUUGUGCAAAUUAAUCAUAAUCAAAAAUUGAAUAAAUACUAUACACAUGCGCACAUGCAAACCGUGGUUACUCUAUCCUACAUUUUGGUGAUCUCUAUUUGAAGUAAAUGAAAUUUAGAGAACCAUUAUCUGCGGCAUACGUAGGAAUGUGUAGAAUACUUUAAUUAAUAUUAACAUUGGAAAAAUUACCCGACAAUUACGGAUAUUGCAUAUUGUAAUAUAAAAUUCAACAUUCCGACUCGUAUGACAUUAACCAGCUACAUGAAGCCUCCUUCGACCUAUCUACAAUAACAUACCUAUAUGUAUUAUUAAAUAGGUAGUCAUUAUCAAUCCCUGGUAAUAAUAAGGUUCAUGGGCCAUGUUUUUAAUACAAAUAAUAUCAAAGAAAUAUUGUUAUCGACCAUAAAGACAUAUCGUUUUUCUUUUUAAUGUAAAAAAAAAAAUUCCAAACGUAAUAAAACCCCACACAUACCACCACCGUUGUUCUAUUCGACGUAAUUCCAAAAAAAAAAAAAUAAUAAUAAUAACAUUUGUUUUAAAAUAAUUAAUUAUUAUGUUAUUACCUACUAUUAUUAUAAUAUUGAGUUUGUACACGAAUUUUUGUUAAUAUUUAUUAUUUAAUAACUAUUAUUAUAUUAUUUACUGAACACGAUGACUGUUAUUGUUGAUUAUAUUGAUAAUAUGAUAUUAUUAUGCUUUACUUCGGAAAUGUACUCGUAUAUCGUAUUUGCCAUUUGGUACGUAAUAUAUUAUAAUAACUAAACUAGUACUUAGAACUAUAUAUUGUAUAAUAAGUAAAUAAAUUGUAAACGUGGUGAUAUUUUCUUACGUUGAAGUAAGAAAAUCCCACUUAGUUAUUCCUUUGUUUUAUUUCGGUUGUGCCUAUAUAGAAUAUAAUAUAGUUUAGUAUUAAUCUAGUCGAACAAUCUUGUUUAACACGUAAUUAGUUGUUUAGCAUAACAUUGUUAUCUGCUCGAGCUAUUGAUUAUUGUUGUUUAUAUUGUUAAGUUUUCUUAAUUUAUACUACCAUACGUCUAGUAAUAAUAAUAAUAAUAAUAUUAAUAACUUAUACUAAUACUAAUAAAUGAUAAUCUUUAUUAUAGUGAUUCGAUUAAACUGAUACAUUAUUAUAGAGUGAAUAUUCAAUAUAAGUACUUAAUAUGGAACUGUAGGAAUUUGGUUAUUUUGUCAUUUUUGUUUCGGACCAAAUUAUUGUAUAUAACAAUAAUCAUCGUCUUUUUUGUUUUAAUUGAGACAAUAACUUUGAACGACACAAGCCGAAUACAUUUUACAAUCAAUUGAUCUAUCCGUAUACAUGUUAAAAUGAGUAACGAGUAACGACCCAAAAAGAAUGACGUCACUAAAAAAAAAAAUAGUAAUAUAAUAACAGAAGCGUCUUUUACAUAGGUUAGGUAUGCAUUGCAUACUGCCAAAGUGCAAAGAUUGACAUAAUAUUAUGCUUCUGUGGUUUUUUACUUUUCAGUACUUGUUUAUUAUGAACAGAUUUCUUACAUUUAUUUCAAUGGCGUCAUUUAUUGGUACCUAAUACAAUAUACCAACUUCAUAUUUUUUUCCAAUAAUGGUUGAACCAAAAUCCUUUUAAGACAAGAUAAUAUCUAAUAUACCUACUAUUGAAAUAAACAUAAUAAUAUAUUAUUUUAAUACUACAUAAUAUAAAUAAUACAUUUAUACAAUUAGGUGCCUUUCUAGUACGCUCGUUACACAGUGUUUUUUUCUAUUUAAAUAAUGAGCUUAGUAACAUGUAAAUAAGCUUUAUAAGCUAAUAAACUUUACAGGAACAUUAAUAAGUAUUCAUUUUUAUUAAAUAAAUUAUGCUACUAUAAAAUUUAAAAAAAUUUAUAAAUAAUUUGUCGUCUUCAUCGCGCGCUAAUUGAUUUUUACGUUCUAACGUACCUAAACUUAAUAUAAAAUACUUGCCACUGUAUUUACUAUUUAUAUCUAAAAUGGAAUAUAUUGUAAAUUAGUAAAGAUAACAAAGAUUAUUGAAAAAUAACCAUGUUGGUCUGCAUGUUUAUAUCAAUAAUCAAUAAUGUAAUAUUUAUCUGAUAAAUAAUAAAAUCAAUGUUAAUCAGUAUUUUUAGUCUGUCUCUUUUAUCCUUGUUCUUAUUGUGAUUUUUGGCGAUUUGCUAAUAUUAUUAUAUUUUACGUUUAAUAUUAUUAUCAUAAUAUAUUAUUAAUUUAUGUAUACAUAUAUUAUAUAGGUAUAUAUAAAUAAUUAUUAAAUAUAUAUAUAUAAAUAAUGCAUAUUUUAAAAUAAUAAAUAACAUUUGAGUUUUAUACAUUUACCCAAAAUAAAUUAACGCUGUUGAUAA
Metopolophium dirhodum (rose-grain aphid) is the source of this 6046-nucleotide messenger RNA. RefSeq lists its product as uncharacterized. The record is from RefSeq and is a predicted model, not a curated record. The coding region runs from base 823 to 1572 and encodes 249 amino acids. The transcript is spliced from 8 exons. Lineage: Eukaryota; Metazoa; Arthropoda; Insecta; Hemiptera; Aphididae.